Molecule: messenger RNA, 1710 nt
Organism: Adineta steineri
Lineage: Eukaryota; Metazoa; Rotifera; Eurotatoria; Adinetida; Adinetidae
Source: the annotation of a GenBank genome assembly
AUGUCUCGAUUUAUUCUAUUUAAAUUAAUCAUAUAUUUAAUUUUGAAAAUUAAUACAGUUGAAACAGCUUUUAAUGCAACUGCAUAUGCACUUCAACAUCGAUGUGCAUGGUCAGUAUGUAAUGCAAUUGGAUAUCCAACAUAUUAUCUUAAUUAUACAGUUGAUUGUUGUACAUUACAAUUGCCAUUAAAUUAUGCGCAACCUGACAAUCGUACAAUUAAUAUUUCAAUGACACGACUACGUUCAAAUCAAACAGCAUCAACAAAUAAUACAAUAUUCGCGUUAACGGGUGGACCCGGUUUCUCAGGUUGGAAUUUAUUUUAUCUUAUACCGCAAUUUUUUUCUGCAAGUUUCGGUGUAACUAUUAUAUUACCUGAUCAUCGUGGUACUGGAUUAUCAACAUUAUUAAGUUGUGAUGAUAAAGGAUCACAGGAUGUGUCUAUAAAUUGUAUUAAUUAUUUAAUAUCAAAAUUUGGUGUUGAUGGAUUAAAUCAAUUUUCUGUUACAUCAGCAGCUCAUGAUUUAUCUGUACAAAUUCAAAGUUAUCAAGCAGAUUAUCCUGGACGUUUUGUUGCUUUCGGUAUAUCAUAUGGAACAUUUUGGUUAAAUCGUUUUCUAACAAUUUAUCCAAAUGUAGUUCAAACAGCUAUUAUGGAUGGAAUUGUGAAUCCAAUAUCAAGUUCAGAUAGUCGAGAUGAUGCAUUAGGAUCAUCAGUAGCUGAACAAUUUUUAAGUUUUUGUCAAUUACAAACAGCAUGUAUUCAAAAUUUUCCUCCUGGUCAAUCACCUAAUGUUAUGCUUCGAAAUAUUUUAACAAGUAUUGAUUCAAAUACACAACAAUGUAUUAAGAAGUAUUUAAGUCGAUUUAAUAUAACUUCGGAAAAAUUACGUGAUAUAUUUUUUACACAAUUAGCAUCUACAGACGCUUAUUUAGAUCGUACUAUUAUACCAGCUGUUAUCUAUCGUUUAUAUCGUUGUAAUUCAGAUGAUAGACAAGCUUUAAAUUUAUAUUUUCGUACAGUUACAACGGCAGCUCAAACUGCAGAUGACCCAAAUGGUCCAGGAUUUUUAUUAUCAAAAGCUUUAAAUUUUAAUGUAAUUCAAUCGGAAACUUAUUUAGCAAAAGGUGAAACAGAAAUUGAUAAUACAACAAUACUUAAUUUGUAUCAUUCAACAAUAAUGGCAUCAGCAACACCUCUUCGAUAUUAUAAUUUACGUUCACAAUGGCCAAAAUAUCCAAUAGAUCAAUAUCGUUAUCAAAUUGCAAAUUAUACACCAAUAUGUAUGCUUUCAGGUCAAUUAGAUCCAUCAACUAUUUUUGAUCAAGCAUCUCAAGUAGCAGCAUUUACAACAAAUACAAGAAAAUUUUAUGCAAUUCCACUUGCUAGUCAUGUUACAGUCAGUAUGGCUUCACUUGGAUAUAUGUGUUCAUUACAAUUAAUUUCAGCUUGGGCAUUUCCAAAAUUAUUUCCAUCGGAAUGGGCUACUGCUGAUUGUAUUGAAUCUUAUCCAACAACUUUUGAUUUUGCUGCUGAAACUAAUGCUGUAAAACAAAUUUCAAUGAAAUUUUUUAAUACAACUGUAAUUUUUGGUCUUAAUAUUUCUAAUGAUGAUAAUAGUAUUUCGGAUGCUUAUCAUGUUAAUAUUUAUUAUUCUAAUCUUAUUUUAUGUUCUAUAUUUACCUUAUUCUAUUCAUCUAUUUCGAAAUAA